UUGGGACCAUGGCUAUUGACUGGAUUGGCUUUGCAUACGCUUCGUUGCUGGCUGUUGGAGGUAUUGUAGCAUACACUAGGAAAGGUAGUAAAAUCUCCUUAGCUGCUGGUCUGACCUUUGGCUCUGUGGCUGGUUAUGGAGCUUACUGUGUGACAUGUGAUCCCAGAAAUGUGAAGAUAUCAUUGUUUUCAUCUUUUCUUUUGACCAUUAUAAUGGGAAUGAGGUUCAAGAGGUCCAAGAAGUUAAUGCCAGCUGGACUAGUAGCAUGCCUGAGCCUUUUGAUGAUUUUGAGGCUUGUUUUUAUGCUGCUGUAG
Messenger RNA from Acanthisitta chloris (rifleman), 314 nucleotides. It is a transcript of the gene TMEM14A, whose product is annotated as transmembrane protein 14A. The record is from RefSeq and is a predicted model, not a curated record. Gene Ontology annotation, cellular component: mitochondrial membrane. The transcript is spliced from 4 exons. Gene Ontology annotation, biological process: regulation of heme biosynthetic process. NCBI's taxonomy places the organism in Eukaryota, Metazoa, Chordata, Aves, Passeriformes, Acanthisittidae. Bases 9 to 314 code for a protein of 101 amino acids.